Tigriopus californicus is the source of this 1544-nucleotide messenger RNA. Its product is annotated as delta-like protein 1. Bases 136 to 1191 code for a protein of 351 amino acids. The record is from RefSeq and is a predicted model, not a curated record. Gene Ontology annotation, biological process: anatomical structure development. The transcript is spliced from 5 exons. Lineage: Eukaryota; Metazoa; Arthropoda; Copepoda; Harpacticoida; Harpacticidae. Gene Ontology annotation, cellular component: extracellular region; cell surface. Gene Ontology annotation, molecular function: signaling receptor binding.
GCUGAGGAGAGUCACAUUGCUAUCCUGACCGCUUAGGACAAGAGCGUCCAAUUCAGAGCAAGAAAAUUCGAACCAAUAUUGCGCUUCAUUCUUGACGGAUCAUCCACGGCAACAAUCGUGAGCGCUCCGUUGAGUAUGGCGGCGAAUGGAAGCAAUGUCAUGUUGGCCUUGUCGGUGCUGACCUUGUUCCUCUUGGCCAAUGUGUCUGAGUGCCGGACCCCUUUCACUUUGAUCAACGGAUGGUACAAAACAGCGUGUAUCGCUGAAAACUUGAGGGGCAACAAGAACUACAUGUGCUCUCGCAAUGGAUCCAUGAUCUGUUUACCUGGUUGGACGGACGAGUACAAGUACUGCACCACUCCGAUUUGUGACCCCCAUUGCGUGAACGGCAACUGCACGGCUCCGAACGUUUGUACUUGUGAUGUGGGAUGGUAUGGAGCAGAUUGCACGCGAUGUGUUCCGUUGCCAAAUUGCCAAAAUGGCAACUGCUCCAAUCCCUUUGAAUGUAAUUGCGAUAAUGGAUGGACCGGGAUGUUUUGCGACAAGCCCAUUUGCAAGGAGGGCUGUGUGCACGGGACAUGCUCCAUUCCGGGGCGAUGCAAUUGUCAUCCAGGAUGGACGGGAGAGAACUGUGACAUUUGUAUUCGAUCCCCCGAUUGCGUGAACGGUUAUUGCGAAAAGCCCAUGGAUUGCAUCUGCGAGCCCGGUUACUUGCCGCCAGACUGCAAGCGACCCAUUUGUCGAGAUGGAUGCAAUGCCACCUAUGGGUUCUGCAAAAACCCCGGAGAGUGCUGGUGUCGUCCGGGAUGGCAGGGAGUAAACUGUGACCAAUGCCAGACCUAUGAGGGAUGUCAGAACGGCUUCUGCAUCAAUCCCUGGGAUUGCCUGUGCGAGACUGGAUUCACUGGCAUGCUUUGCGACCAGAGAGUUGUGGUGACCAACAACGCCAUCAAUUCCAAUGGAAACGCUGGAGCUUUCAUCAACAACCCAUUCGCCCAAGGCCGGAGUGCUCUCAAUCUUGGAGGCCUGAACAAGCAAGCAUCCACACCACGGCCGCCACUACCAUCGCCGCCGCCAUCAUUGCCGUCUCCUCCAUCGCCCACCGAGGCCAGUGCCACAGAUACAGACCAAAGCAAUCUUUUGGCCCAGAGCUAUGACGAUAUCAUUCGAGGAAACUUUGAAGGGAGAUAAUUAGCGUAGUAGUCGCCGAGCAAUCAAACAAUCCCUAUUGGGCAUGUUCUUCAGUUCUUUCAAGUACUCCAUUUCUUGAGUUAUGAGCACACUUUCCAAGCCUAUAAUAUUCUGUUUUCAAACUUCUGCUCUCUUCGGUUGUUUCAAUUCUAUGAAAUGACACAAUCAUUUUUGCAUUGCUUGUCUUCCUUCUAUGUCUUGCACAAGGUUUGAUAACUUACCAUGCAGAGCUCUUCAACAUUUCUGUAAAGUACUUCAUAUCAAUCGUCUUGUAUCAUUUGUGCCCAUUUUGACAUUCCUUUCCGUGUUAGCAAAUUGAAACUGGUCAAUAAACCUAGGUGAUUCAAACCAGA